UCCAGUAUUAGCUGCACAUGGCUGGCGGGGAUGGUGGUGUGUCUGGCUGUGGGUGUAAAGGGAUUCGAUCCUGCCUGCUGUGUGAGGCCGCAGACCGGGAGCUGCUCAAGGAGCCACCCCAGAUAAAGUCCUUUACCUACAUCCCAAAAAAAGGCAUAGCUCUUGGAGUGGAAAACACUGACUCGGCUGGCUGGUGGUUCUCGUUCCCAGGAGUGUGUUUAAUAGAAGAUUUUGUAACAGAAGAUGAGGAGACAGAGAUGGUACACACCAUGGACCUGGAUGAGUGGAGACUUUCACAGUCUGGUCGCAGAAAACAAGAUUUUGGUCCAAAGGUGAACUUUAAGAAACAGAAGGUAAAGUUUGGCAGUUUCACUGGUCUUCCUGACUUCAGCAAAGUCCUAUGGGAACGCAUGAAGACGCACGCUGUGCUAGAAGGGUUUCUGCCUGUAGAACAGUGCAAUCUAGAUUAUAACUCUGACAGAGGAUCUGCUAUUGACUCUCACUAUGACGACUCUUGGCUGUGGGGUGAAAGACUGGUUAGUCUGAAUCUUCUUUCAGAUACAGUGCUUACUAUGAGCAACUCUUCCACAGAUCUACUGCAGCUCUUCUCUUCUGCAAACCUAAGUGGUGAGCCAACUGAAAGCAGUCAUCUGAAUAAUGCACAGUGUGGCCUUCAGGACUCUGCACAACAUAGUGGACCACAGACUGCUCUUCAGGACUCUGCACCACAUAGUGGACCACAGACUGCUCUUCAGGACUCUGCACCACAUAGUGGACCACAGACUGCUCUAGUUCCUUGCUCUGAAGUGGAAGUAGCCAUAUGUUUACCAAGAAGAUCCCUGGUAGUUUUAUACGGAAAGGCACGGUAUAGUUGGAAACAUGCUAUUCACAGACAACACAUCAAGCAGCGGAGAAUUUGCAGCACUUUUCGAGAAUUAUCAGCAGAGUUCAUGCGUGGCGGUACUCAGGAGAAGCUGGGACAGACGCUGCUGGAGAUCGCCCUUGGUUUCCAGGGAAAAUCUGUUUAAAGAAAAUUGACAUUGGAAGUCAAAUUUUUCAUUACCUAUUUUAAGUUAUUAUAUAUAUUAUUUUAAUUCAGAAGAGAGUUUUAUAUCAGAUUGUUUUAGAAUUAUUGAUACCCUAUUAAUAAAAACAGAUGUAAUUUGCUA
This is a messenger RNA of Rana temporaria (common frog), 1169 nucleotides long. RefSeq names its product alkB homolog 4, lysine demethylase (gene ALKBH4). Gene Ontology annotation, biological process: oxidative demethylation; actomyosin structure organization; protein demethylation. The record is from RefSeq and is a predicted model, not a curated record. NCBI's taxonomy places the organism in Eukaryota, Metazoa, Chordata, Amphibia, Anura, Ranidae. Gene Ontology annotation, molecular function: actin binding; oxidoreductase activity; demethylase activity. Gene Ontology annotation, cellular component: midbody; contractile ring. The transcript has 3 exons. Bases 18 to 1028 code for a protein of 336 amino acids.